CAUAUCCAUUUGGUUACGUAGCAACGGACUAAUACAAUCAUUUUGAAGGUCUGUCAAAGCAGUGAAUUUUACCACUGAUUGUUUAUUUUCGAUUUAUUAUUAUUAAUAUUAUUAUUAUUUUAAAAUGACUGAAUCGUCAGAGAAUGAUUUACUUGAAGCAAUUAAAGAAUCUCUGGAGAAAGAUGGAACUCUGGGUAGAGUGAAUGGAGAAAUUAGAGCAGCUGUUAUGUCAAUUUUGAAUCGCGGUUUCGAAAAUUGCGAUCCACCACAAGUACCUGAAGAAACUAAACUCAUAAACGAACUGAUUAGAGAAUAUUUGACUUGGAAUGGGUACCUGUAUACGGAACAAAUAUUAUCAGCAGAAUCUGGCCAAAAGAACGAAAGACUGAGUAGAGACGUAUUAACAACAAAAUUUGGUGUAAUGGAUGAUGCGAAAACAGCUAAAAUACCUUUAUUAUACUAUAUUGUAUCAGCAUUUCAAAAUUUCCACUAAAAAUUAUUCGCGAUCAUAAUCCAUCUCAAAAUAAAAUGUUCAAAGCAAAUUAAGAGUACAAUUUAUUAUAUAUUAUACUUAAUGCAUAUAUUGGUUAU
Molecule: messenger RNA, 591 nt
Organism: Psylliodes chrysocephalus
Lineage: Eukaryota; Metazoa; Arthropoda; Insecta; Coleoptera; Chrysomelidae
Source: the annotation of a GenBank genome assembly